GCGCUCCCUCGUUCUCGUCCGUCCUUGCCUCGACGAACCGAAUCGUCGUCGUAUUAUUGAUACGUUUUCCUUCGAUUCGAGUUACCGGAGAUCCGAACGAUCGUUUUGAAUAUUUUGCUCACAUUCCGCUCGGAUUUCCAGGUUCUUGUAUAUAUGUAUACCGUACGUAGCGCGGCCAGCGUUAACUACGAUUCGGAUAAAAAGAAAAUCGGUGUUACGCGGUUAUCGCACGGUUCUCUUCGAUGUCGCUCGUUUGACCGUCUUCGACGCGAACAAAGUCGGUUCUCGAAGCUCGCACCUGUUGCCGUCGUCCCGCUGGGUCGGAACGUCUCGAAGAGGAAAGACGAUCCAAGGCCACCGGCGCCCGCAAAAAAGAAGGAUCGUUUCGGGGCAGAGCAUCCAAGAUGGGCGUAUCGAGUUCCAAGGACUCGAGGGAAUCGUAUUCCGAGUCCACGCGUCGGGCUGUCAAAACGAUCCGGACCGUCAGCCAGACCGACGCCAAGCGAGCCGAGAUGUCGAGCCUUCGGCGGGACCGAUUGGGGCAACGCGGCCCCGGCGACGCCGUCUGCUCCGGCCUGCUUCGCGGGUUGGACCACAUUAAAAAUCCUCAUUUGAACAAGGGCAUGGCCUUCACGAUCGAGGAGAGGCAGACCCUGGGGAUCCACGGGCUCCUUCCGGCGGCCGUUAAGACGCAAGAGGAGCAGCUGGAGCUUUGCCGACUGAACCUGGACCGGUACACGGACGAGCUCUCCAAGUACAUCUACUUGAUCGGUUUACUCGACAGGAACGAGAAGCUGUUCUAUCGCCUCCUGACCGAGAACGUCCAGAAGAUGAUGCCGUUGGUGUACACGCCGACGGUGGGCCUGGCCUGUCAAAAGUUCGGCCUGAUUUACCGCAGACCGCGCGGACUCUUCAUCAGCGUCCACGACAAGGGGCACGUCUACGACGUGCUGACGAAUUGGCCCGAGCACGACAUCCGGGCCAUCGUGGUCACCGACGGCGAACGCAUCCUGGGCCUCGGCGACUUGGGUGCUCACGGGAUGGGCAUUCCCGUGGGGAAGCUCUCCCUCUACACGGCCCUGGCCGGCAUCAAGCCUCACCAGUGCCUGCCGAUUACUCUGGACGUCGGGACCAACACGCAGUCUUUGCUGGACGAUCCUCUGUACAUCGGUCACCGGCACGCGAGGGUCACGGGGAAGGAAUACGACGAGUUCUUGGACGAGUUCAUGAAGGCCGUGGUCAAGCGUUACGGGCAGAACACGUUGAUUCAGUUCGAGGACUUCGGGAACGGCAACGCCUUCCGAUUGCUGCAGAAGUACCGGAACGAGUACUGCACCUUCAACGACGACAUCCAGGGCACGGCCUCGGUCGCGGUCGCCGGCCUCCUAGGGUCCCUUCGGAUCACGAAUACGAAGCUGUCGCGGAACGUCAUCGUGUUUCAGGGUGCCGGCGAAGCCGCUCUGGGUAUCGCCGAGUUGUGCGUCAUGGCUAUGAAGAAGGAAGGAACGAGCGACGCGGAGGCCAGAAACCGAAUCUGGAUGGUCGACUCGAAGGGUCUGAUAGUUAAGAAUCGUCCAUCCGGCGGCAUUACCGAGCACAAGCUUGCCUUCGCCAGGGACGAUCCCCACUUGAGCACCCUCACGGAGGUCGUCAAAACCGCCAAACCGACCGUACUGAUCGGCGCGUCCACGAUCGGCGGGGCCUUCACGACCGAGAUCCUCGAGGAAAUGGGAAGGAACAACGAGAGACCCGUCAUUUUCGCUCUGAGCAACCCUACCAGCAAAGCCGAGUGUACCGCGGAAGCAGCCUACGCGGCUACCAAGGGCAAAUGCAUCUUCGCGAGCGGGUCGCCCUUCGAUCCGGUAACCAUCGACGGGAAAACUCUGACGCCCGGCCAGGGCAACAACGCCUACGUUUUCCCGGGAAUCGCUCUCGGCGCGAUAUGCUCCGGGAUGCGGUACAUCCCCGAGGAGACCUUCCUCGUCGCGGCGGACGCUCUUGCCAAGAGGGUGAAUGCCGAUGACCUUGACAGCGGCAAUCUCUACCCUCCGCUGCAGGAUAUUCCCAAGAGUUCGAUAGUAAUCGCCACGGAGGUCAUGCACUAUGCAUACAAGAAUGGCCUGGCCACGUUACACCCGGAACCUGAAAGCUACGAGGCAUUUAUCAAGGCGCAGCUGUACGAUACGUCGUACGCGUCGUCCGUGCCUCCGGUAUAUUCCUGGCCCAAGCUGUGAUCGCGAGUUGAUUUUUUUUUCUUUUAAAAAAUGCUUACAGGGGUGCGCGCAAAUUCGAUCCCUUCAAAGACGCGAUUGUCGCGAAUAUUUGCAAAAACGCUCGGGGAAAGAAAACGAAGCGUCGUUGAGACAUUUGGUUGGGGGUUUGCUGAAUCGUGUUCGCGCUCGCGGUGCGGGAGCAAUCCGUGAACGGCAGGAAUACGUACUCGUAUCUAUAUGAAUUACUUAAGUUGCAUUAACCACGUGGAGGAUGGUCUGGGAUAAAUCGUGCGGCAAGCUCCGUCGUGACGACGGCGGGGAGCCUUCUCUUUCGAGUCCGUAUCGAAAUUUCUACUUUUACGCCUGCUAUUACGAGUUUCCAAGUUGUAUCGAACGAAUAAACUAGCGACCGUUAUUUAAAA
Orussus abietinus is the source of this 2635-nucleotide messenger RNA. RefSeq names its product NADP-dependent malic enzyme (gene Men). The record is from RefSeq and is a predicted model, not a curated record. NCBI's taxonomy places the organism in Eukaryota, Metazoa, Arthropoda, Insecta, Hymenoptera, Orussidae. Bases 405 to 2234 code for a protein of 609 amino acids. Gene Ontology annotation, cellular component: mitochondrion. Gene Ontology annotation, biological process: pyruvate metabolic process; malate metabolic process. The transcript has 8 exons. Gene Ontology annotation, molecular function: NAD binding; malate dehydrogenase (decarboxylating) (NADP+) activity; malate dehydrogenase (decarboxylating) (NAD+) activity.